This is a messenger RNA of Phytophthora megakarya, 657 nucleotides long. Lineage: Eukaryota; Oomycota; Peronosporomycetes; Peronosporales; Peronosporaceae. The record is from the annotation of a GenBank genome assembly.
AUGAGAAGGAUCCUGAAACGUCAUAGCAGCAUCUUCCUGGGAGAUGGCAACGCAGCCCCAGCCCCGGCUAGGGGCGUAGUGUGUGAUAUCGACGUUGGUGAAGCAAAACCAGUGGAUCUACGUGCGAGGCAGAUUGCCGCACCGUUCUUGGUGAAAGUGUUUGACCUCCUGAAGAAGUUGUUAGAGGCUGAGCUCAUUGAGCAUUCAGAAUCCGAGUGGUCAUCACCUAUUGUGAUUGUGCUGAAGAAGAACGGCAUAGACAUCCGAAUGUGUAUUGACUACCGACGACUUCUGAAUCUGCUCAUAAAGCUAUCUCGCUACCCUCUACCCUUGAUCGAUGACCUGCUGGUAGACUUCAAGUCUGCAAUGUGGUUUAUGAGUCUCGACAUGGCGAGUGGAUUCUGGGCGGUGCGAAUGACUGAGCGGGCAAAGCUGAUCUCUGCAUUUGUUGGUCCGUUCGGCCAUUUUCAAUGGCUCAGAAUGCCCUUUGGAUUGAAGAAUGCGCCGUUAAUUUAUCAGAGCGUUAUCAAUAACUGCCUGUGGGGAUUCGUCCGUCUGCCUCCGGAUAAGGAAGAGUUGGUUGACCAAGAGGUUCUGGAGUUUUUGAAUCUUGAGCCGCAAGAGGUCCUGAAACCUGAGGUAUAUAUGCGGGAUUAA